Schistocerca cancellata (South American locust) is the source of this 3051-nucleotide messenger RNA. RefSeq lists its product as uncharacterized. The transcript is spliced from 6 exons. The record is from RefSeq and is a predicted model, not a curated record. Bases 109 to 870 code for a protein of 253 amino acids. NCBI's taxonomy places the organism in Eukaryota, Metazoa, Arthropoda, Insecta, Orthoptera, Acrididae.
CGAGUCUGUUGCUUAGCUGUGACGGUGCGCGCUAGCCAGUGAGUGCGAGUGUGUACGGCGAUGACAGUUUGCAAACAAGCGUGCGUGCCAGUGUGGAGCUGACGGGCGAUGCACAUAGACGAGGCGGGUGUGGAGCCGUGCAACCAGAGCGACUGGUGGGCGGGCGCGCCGGAGGAGGACGCGCUGUCGCUGCCGCUGGACGGCGACGGCGACGCGGCGGCCCUGUGGUCGGGCGCCUUCGUCCCGCCGCCGCCGCGGCCGCACUUCCUCGACGACUCUGCGGCGCCCGACGGGCUCACCACGUGCGACCUGUGCGCCUGGGCGUGGCGCGCGCGGACUCCCGUCUUCCCCGCCGACGAACCACCAGAUAACGAGACGAAGCUAGGAUGGUUACUCACUCUCGCUAUCGUAUCGAUAGUAUCAGCAGCUGUUGGUGCCGUCGUUAUGGUCACCGUUCUGCAUUGUCGCAACAGACUGAAGAACCUGAGGUUUGGAGGCGUGUGCUCCUCCAGGUCGAGCCAAAGAGCGCGGGCGCCUGCGCCGGCAGCGCCAGCGGCGGCGGGCGCUGAGCUAGCGACGCGGCCGUCGCCGGGGAAAGUGGCGCCUUGCGAGCGCGAGCGCGCCUGCCGCGAGAACCACUACACGCUGCACGAGGACGCCGUGUACGCGGAGCUUGACCGCGACUCGACCGCCUUCCACAACGGCGCCUACACCAGCUCCGACACCGAGCCCAGCAGCGCCUACUACUCGGACCUGUCGGCGGCCGACCGCGACCGCCCGUACGAGGCUGUCGCCUGGGAAGGCCAGCCCAGCAGGCCUGCUCUCUCGGCCAUCACCGAGACCCUCACCGUGCCUUCAGACUACGUCUAGACCACAGCUGCCGAUUCUCUUGCAACGUUAGAGAUGAGGAGAGCUUCAAGACAACGGAUGAAGCUCUUCUAGUAUCAACGAGGACUGGCGGGGUUGCCCUGGAGCUUACAUCACUACAGACAACUCUUGUCAUGCCGCAGUGUUUUUUUUUUUUUUUUUUUUUUUUCAGAUGAAUAAUGCUAUUUCACAGUGUUGUGUUCACAGUGGCUCAAGAACCACAUUUGAAACAUUUUGAUUGAAACCUCUAGGACAUCAUCAUCAGUCUUUCACACCUCUGAUCAUCAGGAUAUCUGGCAACUUAGCUGGAUGGCGUCCUCUGCUUUUAGUGCGCUUCCUUUCCACCUCUACAGAACCACCAUUCUCACUCACUUGUUCUUCCAUAAAAAUUAAAGUGACUACAAUCACGAUGACGUAGGUGCACAGUGUGAACUGCUGGCACUGUCCUCCUGUACUCAAGGAAUCACUGGACUGUGAUAUGGAGGGACAUGUAUCCAGGUCCAUUGCUUUGAAGUAUGACAUACAAAUGAGUGCUAUGGAGUUAUUAUAAAACCCUAUAAAAUCACCUCUUUGAGCAAAGUUCUCUCUACUGUUUCCUCCAACCAUACCCCAUAUUAAAGAUUUAGGAUUUCCUGUGCUUAUACAGUUUGCCUCUGGACGUGGGACCACCUAGUUUCUGGUCAUCCUCUGCAACACUGUGUAUUUCCCAUAAGCAUUUUGCAAGUGAUACUUUUUAAAGAUGAAUCUCAGUAACAGUAUUUGUGAAGAAUGAAUUUUUCUCUCUGUAGCAGAGUGUGCAUCAGUAUGAAUCUUCACAGCAGAUAAAAGUUGUGUGCUAGAUCUGGACUUGAACUCAGGUUUGAGUCCCAGUUUGGCAUACAGUUUUAAUCUGGCAGGAAGUUUCAAUGUGUCUGCCAAAUGCAUCUACUAUAAGUAUACAGAUUUGUUUUUCUGACUUGUUUAGGGAAGAAAUAGUGUGCUCUAAAUAGCAUAAUCCUCAAUAGUGCCACACGAUAAAUAUGAAUAACUGAUUAAAUUGGUACCAACCACAUACAGGAUGCAUGAGUCACAGACAGGAGCAAUUAAAAGAAUACUAGAAAUAUUUAAGCUUUCGAACAAAGUCCUUCCUCAGAAGUAGAACCCUCACACAUUCACACAACUUUGUUGUUGUGGGAGAUCUAUUUCUGAGGGACGACUUUGUAUGAAGGCUUAAAUAGUUCUAUUGUUCUUUCCACUGUACCUGUGUGUGACUCAACACCUCCUCUACGUGGUGAGUAGCAAUCUACCCUUAGUCUGUUGUUGUUAUUCCAUUUUAGACUUUCCAUUGUUUGGAUAACUGAUUAAAUGUAUUUAUCUGGCAUACUCUCACAGUUUUACACAGAAACAAUAUUUCAAAUAGGAAAUUGUAUAUUUCAGUCACAUUUUAAUUUUAUACAGAAACUGUCAAUUUUGAAUCAUUCAGAAUUUCUUCAGCUCCCUUUCCCCAACAUAGGGCACAAACAGACACAGAUUUAAAUACAAGAGAACUUAAAUAAAUGCUGACAGAAUAAGAUACCAAACCAAUUUGUUCAACUUACAUGAAGAAUCUAUGGAUGAAUUUAAUCACAUAAUAUUACAAACGUAAAAUAAUUAUUCAGUCAGACACAAACAGGGAAAAAAUUAUAAAUGUAUGCUAAAAAGCAAUCUUCCCUGUCAAUUAUGUAACUAGAGACUGGAAGUGGCUUCAGAUGUUCAUAAUAGAAGUAAGAGGCACAUGCUGCUUAUAUCAUACAUGUCUAAUCCAAUACACAUUGCAAAAAGCUACUGUUCUUAAUAUGUCUGUUUUUACAUCUGGUCACAAAUAGACCAGCAUAACAACAACAAAAAAUCAACAAUAAUUUGAUGGUUUUUGAAGAUGCAUAUGCUGCACAAGACAUUCGCCUUCAACUUUAAUUUGUAGAAGAGAUCUGACAAUUUUUUUCUGUCCUAGCAAGACUGAGAAAUAUGUUCUGAAUUGGACUGUAAAUAUGUAUAAUUACUUCUCUUUGUGACUUAUGUAAACUGUUUUUUUUAAAUAAAUGUAAAUAUUUUUAAAAUUAUUACAUGCAGAUAUAAGAAUAAUAUUUCAUUCAAUUACUUUACCAAAAUUAUGUAGUGAACAAAGUGUGGUUACACUAAUUUUUGUACUUAUCCACUAAAGGAGGA